Messenger RNA from Magallana angulata, 2346 nucleotides. Its product is annotated as sulfotransferase 1 family member D1-like. The transcript is spliced from 7 exons. Gene Ontology annotation, molecular function: sulfotransferase activity. Gene Ontology annotation, cellular component: cytoplasm. Lineage: Eukaryota; Metazoa; Mollusca; Bivalvia; Ostreida; Ostreidae. Gene Ontology annotation, biological process: sulfation. The record is from RefSeq and is a predicted model, not a curated record. The coding region runs from base 382 to 1275 and encodes 297 amino acids.
AGAGUGCGAAACCUGAAAUUCCACUCAUUGUUUUCAUAAUAUUUAUUUUACACAUUGAUGUUUUUAAAAAUGUUGUGUAAAUACAUUUAACUAUGUGAGAACGCACCGAUUGUUAGCAGGAAGAGUAGCGCCGUAUAAAUGGACAAUAUUCAUACAUGUUUUAAUCAUUGUGUUUAGAUUUUUUCCCGUAUGAAAUAUAUUUUUCCUCUUUGAAGAUGUAUAAAUUUCACGUCAUCAGUGUUUACCUUGGGAACUUUAGUAAUUGUAGUGUGUUACAAAUCUACCCAAAUAUCACAAGAAUGGAGAAGACUGUUCAUCUUUGGAUUAACGUUUAACAGACUGUGUUUGCCGAUGCUAGAGCCAGGGUACGCAUAGAGAAGCAUGGAAGUGUACGAGUUUAGCGUGGAGCCUGACCAUUUGACCAGGGUCAAACUUUACGACCACUUCAGUUUUCCGUACGCUUUUCCCGGAAACGUCAAGGAUCACCUGAAGAAGAUCGCCACUGCUCGGAUCAGGGACACCGACGUACUGCUGUCCACCUACCCCAAGUCAGGGACGCACUGGGUCCGGGAAAUCGUGUCCAUGUUGCUCCGAGGGAAAGCCGAGUACUCUAGCGAUCCCCUACACUCUAUCGACUUCUACGACUCCAGUUACAUAGAAAAACUACAAUCCCCAAGAAUUCUACAGUCGCACCUACCGUUUCGCUACCUUCCGAACGAGAUCAAACGACAAGGGCGGAUAAUCCACGUGUCAAGGAAUCCGAAGGACACGGCGGUGUCACUUUACUGCAUGCUGAAGAAACUCACCUACAUGUCCGGUAGUUUCUCGGGAUCCUUCCAUGCCCUAUUACAAUGUAUAUUCUACAGCGACAAAUUUUCGUAUGGAAAUUGGUUCGACUUUGUCAAAGAGUGGGAUAAAGUUAUGCGCCAAGAAAACAGAGGUUGUAAAAUACUUCACUUGGAGUUUGAGGAAAUGAAGAAGGACUUAAAAUCCAACGUGAGAAAGGUAGCGGACUUUUUGAGCGUCGACUGCGAUGAAGAAUUUAUUAAUAUGGUAGCUGAGAAGUGUACUUUUAAAAACAUGAAAAAUGGCAAAGAGGCAAAUCCCCAACCUUACUGGAAAGACUGCACCUUUGAUGGAAGGAUGCCCAUAUUCAGGAGAGGUGAUGUGGGUGACUGGAGGUCCUGGUUCUCCGACAAAGAGAACGACAGGUUCGACAAGGAGUACGCUCGCCAGAUGAAGGACCAACAGAUUAGCUUCCGCUAUUACAUUUGACGGACGAGCUUCCGGUAUUUCAUUUGACCCCCCUCCCCUGGUCACACUAGUUGACUAUAUUUGACUAUAUUAAUUAUUGUUUGCAGAAGACUUCCUGAAUUCUGUUCAGAAGUAGAAAUUUUAUUUUGUUUGACGGUAGAGCUUCUGGAAUUCUAUCUGACUUUCAAAAUACUGCAGUCUGUUUCUAGCAGGUUUACAGGUCUAUUGUGUUAAAUGAAGAUUUGUCAGACUAGGUCACUAUUAUACGUACCUUGUUAAUUGUAAUUUAUUUAUGUAUAUCAAUUACCGAAUAUACAUGUAUAUUUUUUAACAUUUUCUAAAAACUGUUUGUAACCUUUUCAAACUUGGAGUGGCCUGUACUUCAGGAGGAGGCAUUGUUUGGGUUUUGAAUAGACUUCAUAUUUAUUAUAGAAAGCCUUUUCCUAACAUCUGUUCUGUCCAAAUCUAAUCAUUCAUACCUCGGUUUAAUUUCCUUUGAUGUUAAUGUAAAUCAUCAAAGUUAAUUAAAUCCAGUUGAAUAAGAAUGACUCCGGUGACAGAUUCCGUAAUGAUAUGGUUAUAUUUGCGUUGAGCCCUCCGCACUAGGUGUUGUGAUCUAAAGUCUUCAGUGGAUUGUUGUUACUCUGAAUAAAUAUUUUUUUUUUAGCAUUUACCUUAAAUCUACGUAGAAAACGAUUUUUUUAACCUUGCAAUUACUAUUAAUUACUUGAUUAAUGAGGUAAAAUACGUCAAUUUCCUGACAGAAAUACAAUAUUACAUCACAGAGUAACACCUUUUGAUUAUAUUUCAUCUCUAUCAAAGCUAAUGUUUUGUCCAGUCGCGUAUAUUCACUGCGAAAGAUUAUAAACAUGAUCAUGUUUCAUAUUGUUAUACAUGCACACACUUAUCAUAACAGAGAGAUGGACAACUAGACAAUCAAAUGCAUUCAUGAAGAUUUGUUAUGUUGAUUUGUUGAAUAGAUUUUAUUACAUGUACUGCGUUACUUUAUAGUGACCUUAUUAAAUGUUAUUGGUUAUUUGUGACGGUAAUAUGAGAUUUUGUGCAAUAUUAAAUAAAUCGAGAAUAUUUUUC